GUCAUUGCUUUGGGCUGGGGCCAUGGGAAGAAACCAUUGUGUGGCAGGGAAGGAGGUGGCUCUUGGCCCAGGCCUAAACCAGGAAAGCCUGGGAAACUGGGACCCACAGGUGGGCAUGAAAGGGCCGCAGCAGGGGCUCCCAGCAGUGUGUAAGACCGGGAGCUGGUCUGGCACCACUGCCCUGGUCCUUCCAGCUGCCUGUCACUGGUAUGAUGGCCCCGGUGCAUUGUGCCACCAGCAGGCCACAGCUGUGGAUCUUGGAAGGCCUCUGGGGUCCCCCGGGAGCAGGGGAGUGGGUGUGGGGGGGAACGGAUGGUGGUGAGAGGGACAGACCAGGCAGGCCCUGCCCCCGGGGCCCAUGCAGACCCUCAUCUUUUUCGACAUGGAGGCCACUGGCUUGCCCUUCUCCCAGCCCAAGGUCACGGAGCUGUGCCUGCUGGCUGUCCACAGAUGUGCCCUGGAGAGCCCCCCCACCUCUCAGGGGCCACCUCCCACAGUUCCUCCACCACCGCGUGUGGUAGACAAGCUCUCCCUGUGUGUGGCUCCGGGGAAGGCCUGCAGCCCUGCAGCCAGCGAGAUCACAGGUCUGAGCACAGCUGUGCUGGCAGCGCAUGGGCGUCAAUGUUUUGAUGACAACCUGGCCAACCUGCUCCUAGCCUUCCUGCGGCGCCAGCCACAGCCCUGGUGCCUGGUGGCACACAAUGGUGACCGCUACGACUUCCCCCUGCUCCAAGCAGAGCUGGCUAUGCUGGGCCUCACCAGUGCUCUGGAUGGUGCCUUCUGUGUGGAUAGCAUCACUGCGCUGAAGGCCCUGGAGCGAGCAAGCAGCCCCUCAGAACACGGCCCAAGGAAGAGCUAUAGCCUAGGCAGCAUCUACACUCGCCUGUAUGGGCAGUCCCCUCCAGACUCGCACACGGCUGAGGGUGAUGUCCUGGCCCUGCUCAGCAUCUGUCAGUGGAGACCACAGGCCCUGCUGCGGUGGGUGGAUGCUCACGCCAGGCCUUUCGGCACCAUCAGGCCCAUGUAUGGGGUCACAGCCUCUGCUAGGACCAAGCCAAGACCAUCUGCUGUCACAACCACUGCACACCUGGCCACAACCAGGAACACUAGUCCCAGCCUUGGAGAGAGCAGGGGUACCAAGGAUCUUCCUCCAGUGAAGGACCCUGGAGCCCUAUCCAGGGAGGGGCUGCUGGCCCCACUGGGUCUGCUGGCCAUCCUGACCUUGGCAGUAGCCACACUGUAUGGACUAUCCCUGGCCACACCUGGGGAGUAGGCCAAGAAGGAAAAUCUGACGAAUAAAGACCCCCGCUGCCCCAUA
Homo sapiens (human) is the source of this 1318-nucleotide messenger RNA. It is a transcript of the gene TREX1, whose product is annotated as three prime repair exonuclease 1. Bases 359 to 1273 code for a protein of 304 amino acids. Lineage: Eukaryota; Metazoa; Chordata; Mammalia; Primates; Hominidae. Gene Ontology annotation, biological process: DNA metabolic process; DNA repair. The transcript is spliced from 2 exons. Gene Ontology annotation, cellular component: cytosol; protein-DNA complex; oligosaccharyltransferase complex. Gene Ontology annotation, molecular function: double-stranded DNA 3'-5' DNA exonuclease activity; double-stranded DNA binding; DNA binding, bending. The record is from RefSeq and is marked reviewed.